Messenger RNA from Tribolium madens (black flour beetle), 3765 nucleotides. It is a transcript of the gene Taf4, whose product is annotated as transcription initiation factor TFIID subunit 4. NCBI's taxonomy places the organism in Eukaryota, Metazoa, Arthropoda, Insecta, Coleoptera, Tenebrionidae. The transcript has 7 exons. The record is from RefSeq and is a predicted model, not a curated record. The coding region runs from base 502 to 2904 and encodes 800 amino acids. Gene Ontology annotation, biological process: DNA-templated transcription; transcription initiation at RNA polymerase II promoter. Gene Ontology annotation, cellular component: transcription factor TFIID complex. Gene Ontology annotation, molecular function: RNA polymerase II general transcription initiation factor activity; protein heterodimerization activity; DNA binding.
GAAAAUUAUAAGAAUGUAAAAAUUGAGUAUGACGUAAUAAUUAUGUAGGCUGCGUGGAAGAAAUCGGGGCUAUCAUCGUAGUACAUUUGCCGCAAAAUGUCGUCUUGCAAAUGGUAAUAUGGCAUCGAAACUUUCUAAAGAAAUGUAAAUUUUACGAUUUGGGAAUGUGAAGUGAAAUGCAAAAAUUUAAAUUUGGCGGGUCAGGAUGACGUGUCAGAUGACUUAGCAAAACGUCGAAAGUGCGAUCGACUCCGCGAUGUAAACGAAACUGAAAAGCUGUCGCUGAUGUCGUCGUGAAAUCUGCCCCCGACGAAAACGUGUAACAAGUCGGAGAAGCCGAAGAUGAGGGCCAUGUAAAGUGGUUAAAAGUGCGUCGAUUCCGACUUUUGUUUCAUAUGCCUUUCUGCAUUUGUGCUGUAAAGAGUCGACGGCGCAGCCGUUGGCGUGAUCAUGUUUAUGUAGGGCGCAUGCGCACAUCAGUUUACAGUUGGGUCUCGGAAAAUGGCGUCAGCUAAGUUUCUCGAGGAAGCACUGAGUACGGAUGUGGACGAAUCGGCCGUGAGUGCAAUCGUGGGCUCCCUGGAGAACCAGCUGGUGACGUCGUCGACGACGGCGCCCGCGUCCGCUGCCCAGAACCACGUGAACAGUGCAAUAUCCAACGGCGGCACCGUCGGGCCCCCGAAGCACUCGACAGUCGCCAACGGCGACUCCAUAUCGGACGCCAAGACCGCCGACGCGGCCCCCGUCAAAAUUGUCUACUCGCAGGCCAUGGCGGGCACCGGGACGCUGCUGCCCAACGCGAGGGUCGCACUGCCGCCCAACGGAACGCUGCCCCAGACUGCCCCUGGCAAACAACCCACGCUGGUCAUCAAGACCUGCGGCGCCUCGGCACCCGGACUUGUCACUGUGCCCAUGAACGUGACCACCUCGGUCCCGCCAGCUAACAACGUAGGUAGUCCUAGUACUCAGUCCCCAAACAUCCUUUCCAACCUCCAGGUUGUCAAUGUACGGCCUGGCGUUCCCGCUCAGCAGCAGAAAGGACAACCGGCACGUGUCGUGCUCAGUGCACCACAGAUUGUCGGGGCCCGGCCAGGAGCUCCACAAUUAACAUUACAAACAUUUCACGGUUUGCAACCCGGCCAACAAGGUCAUUUGCUUCUCAAGACUGAAAAUGGACAGUAUCAGCUGUUGAGGGUGGGACCACCCCCAGCUACUGCAAAUCUCACAGCAACGUCGACUCCUGGAGGACAGCCAGUCACGUUGCGUAUGCAAACAGUUGCUGCUGCGCCAGCAAGUUCAGCAACUACCAGUCCAGCAGUAGCUGGUGGGACCACAACGGUCUCGAGUCAAGGUCAGACGGUACAGACUGUAACGACUGUUCAGAGACCGGCCAAUGACAAUACCAAAGAAAAGUGCCGUAAGUUCCUAGCAAACCUUCUAGAGUUAUCAAGUAAAGAACCCAAGUCAGUUGAACGUAGCGUAAGGACACUUAUUCAAGAGUUAAUUGAUAUGAAAGUCGAACCAGAAGAUUUUUGUGACAAACUGGAAAGAUUGUUAAAUGCAUCGCCACAACCGUGCCUAAUUGGGUUUCUAAAGAAAAGCCUCCCUCUGCUACGUCACUCGUUAGUAACGAAAGAACUGACGAUAGAUGGGAUCCGUCCUCCACCCGCCAAUGUUGUUUUCUCAAUAGCUAGCGGCACUCCAACAAUUCAGACGCAAGUACGACCGGGCAUAGCUUCCAACCAAGUGCGAAUAGUAGCCCCAGGCACCGCAGUUGUUAGGCCAGGGCAUGUACUCCAGCAACGGCUGGUAACUCCGUUGCGAGGCGCUACACAACAAACACCCAGAAUGAUGACGACGAUACGACAACCAAACUCAGCUGGAAACGUCAUCGUUUCCAGUUCACAACCACCAGCUCUCCAUCCUGUCUAUCCCAGUAACCAGGUCAGAGCUGGUAGCAACAUAAGGCAACCGUUACAGGUAAAUGACAAUCACAUAAUUGUCAAACGAACUUUAAGUGACAUUCUGUUGCAGAAUAAAUCUCCAAUGACGUCGAUGAAGCUCCAAGGAAGCAAACCGGCAGUGCCUUCGAUAGUUUCGCGACCUACCAGCAAAGAAAAGGAGAAAAAGUCAUUUUCGGCAGCGUAUACCGGCGAUGAUGACAUCAACGAUGUGGCCGCUAUGGGAGGCGUUAAUCUCGCUGAGGAAACCCAGAAAAUUUUGGGGUCGACGGAAUUCGUCGGCACUCAAAUCAGAUCCUGCAAAGAGGAAAUCAUGUGUUCAAUGGGACCUUUACAACAGAAAAUUAGACAGAUUGUGAUGAAGCAUGGCCUUGAGGAACCGAGCGCAGAUGUCGCUGCAUGUAUAUCGCACGCAGCACAGGAAAGACUCAAAAAUCUCAUUGAAAAGUUGGCCAUUAUCACCGAACACAGACUGGAAAUGGUCAAAAAAGACUUGCGAUACGAAGUCACAAACGACGUUAAAGGUCAGCUAAAAUUCUUGGAGGACGUUGAUAGGGCGGAGAGAAAAAGGCAUGAGGAAUUGGAGAGGGAGAUGCUUUUGAGAGCGGCGAAAAGUCGGUCGAAGACAGAAGAUCCAGAGCAAGCCAAACUCAAAGCAAAAGCGAGAGAAAUGCAGAGGGUGGAAAUGGAGGAAUUGAGACAGAGGGAAGCAAAUGCGACGGCUUUACAGGCCAUUGGACCGCGAAAAAAGCCGCGACUGGACGGAGAUGCGCAGUCGAGUUUAUCACAAGCCAAUGCUGGUGGAUUCAACAGUGGACUGAGAGGUCAGAUGCCAUUGAGACAGCGAAUGAAAAAAGUGACGUUGAGGGACUUGCAAUUUUUGUUUGAAACUGAAAAAGACCUAUGCAAAAGUAAACUUUUAUACAAAUCAUAUCUCAAGUGAUGCUCGCCUCUCGUCAGUGUUGUGAUAUUCGGAGACGUCGUGAGUGCCCCAAAUUUGUUUUUAUUCUCAUCUUCUGUUAUUGUUAUUUAUUAUGAUUUUUCAUUUUUAACCACUAAGGUCAUGUAAACAAUAUUUUAUCUAUUAUUUAACACGUUUUUUAUUUCCGAUGCGUAGCAUUGCCAUCAUUACUCUUGGUUAGCUUAAAAGAACAAAAUUGGUUUGCAUUGUUUAAAGUAUUUUUUUAAAUUCCAAACGAAAUGUUUUGUAUCAAAACUUUCAGAACAAUUUUUAUAUAAUAAAUGUCAAAAAUACAUCUAGAGACUGCGCAGUGCAAGCUUCAUAUUUUCCUACUUACAAUUAGUCAUAAAAAUUGUUUUACACACAUAUUUUUUGUUGAUAGUCUCAUAUAACACGAAGUGAAAAGAUUAAGUAUCGUAGGUUUUUCUACAGAUAUGUAAGGGUGUAAAUAUAUUGUAGAUUUUCUAUAAUGAUGUGAGUUUUCUUUAUAAGAAAAUAUUUUAAGAAGGUCAUGUUAAUAAUUUGUAAUUAGUUGUAUAAUUGUUUUUUAAUCUAACUAUGGAUAUAGAUAUAUAUAAUUUUUGUUAUAGAAGUAAUAUUUAAUAUAAUAAAUUGAUUAUUUGAUUCUAGUUUUGUUUAUUGUAAAUACAUGUGUGUUUACGCGUCAUUUUUAUAGCAAUUAUUUUGUAAUAAUAAAAUAUCCAUAUCUAUUUUUAUUACUAAACAUGUCUUCACUAGUAGUCACCAGGUUUUAGUUUGAUUUUUGUAUAUACAUAACCUUUAAUAAUUAUAAUCCAAGUACAUUUUCCAUUUAAUGGGUGCUGUGGAUCUGUAUAUACAGUA